AUGUCAUUCCCCCUAAACUCGGCGUCGAGCCUCAAUUCGUCCUCGAACCUCAGUCUGGCUAACCUGAACACCAGUGCUGCCACUGGACAAGAAUUAGCAAACGAUGUGCUUGUGCAAAAUGGCCCAGAAGAUAGUAUAAGCGAUAUGGCAUUUUCUCCUCAGCAGGAGCUUCUUGCUGUUGCCAGUUGGGAUAAGAAGGUUAGGAUUUACGAGGUGGAUCCUAACUCUGGUCAGAAUCAGGGUAAGGCCUUGUUUGAGCAUGAAGGUCCUGUUCUCAGUGCCCGUUGGUCUACGGAUGGCUCUAAGGUUUGCAGUGGUGCUGCUGAUAAACAGGUGAAGCUUUUUGACUUGGCUUCUCAGCAAUCCCAGCAGAUCGGUGUUCACGAUGCUCCAGUAAGAGCAGUCAGGUUUGUCCAGUGUGGCCCUACCAACACCGAAGUUGUGGUGAGUGGUUCUUGGGAUAAAACAUUGAAAUACUGGGACACUCGUUCUCCACAGCCCAUCUCUACAAUUCAAUUGCCUGAGCGUGUCUAUUGCAUGGAUGCUUCUCAGAAGCUUUUGGUUGUGGGAUGUGCUGAUAGACACAUUGCUGCUAUCGACCUUAAUAACCCCCAGCAGAUUUUCAAAUCGCUGCAGUCGGCUUUGAAGUACCAGACGAGAGUAGUUUCUUGCUACCCUCAGGGCAAUGGUUAUGCUAUUGGAUCUAUUGAAGGAAGAUGUGCUAUUCAAUAUAUCGAUGAAGCCGAGCAGCAAAAGUCUGGUUUCUCCUUCAGAUGUCAUAGAACAUUGCCCAACGGUGCCCCAGCCACUUCAUCUGCUCGUACUGUGCCAAACCAGGAAGUUCACGUGUACCCUGUCAAUGCUAUUUCUUUCCACCCAAUUUACGGUACUUUCUCCACCGCUGGUUCUGACGGUACCUUCUGUUUUUGGGACAAGGACGCUAGACAGCGUUUGAAGAACUUCCCCUCGGUUAAAGCCAGCAUCACUGCCACGGCAUUCAACAGAAACGGUACGAUAUUCGCCUAUGCAAAGAGUUACGACUGGUCCCAAGGAUACCAGGGCAACCGUCCAGACUACCCUAACGAGAUCAAGUUGCAUGCAACCAAGGACGAUGAGAUCAAGCAGAAGAAGAGGCGAUAG
Candidozyma haemuli is the source of this 1140-nucleotide messenger RNA. RefSeq names its product RNA export factor (gene GLE2). The record is from RefSeq and is a predicted model, not a curated record. Gene Ontology annotation, cellular component: nuclear pore. Lineage: Eukaryota; Fungi; Ascomycota; Pichiomycetes; Serinales; Metschnikowiaceae. The transcript has a single exon. Gene Ontology annotation, molecular function: ubiquitin binding; RNA binding. Gene Ontology annotation, biological process: transcription-dependent tethering of RNA polymerase II gene DNA at nuclear periphery; RNA export from nucleus. The coding region runs from base 1 to 1140 and encodes 379 amino acids.